This is a messenger RNA of Helianthus annuus (common sunflower), 1723 nucleotides long. RefSeq names its product peptidyl-prolyl cis-trans isomerase CYP37, chloroplastic. Gene Ontology annotation, molecular function: peptidyl-prolyl cis-trans isomerase activity. Lineage: Eukaryota; Viridiplantae; Streptophyta; Magnoliopsida; Asterales; Asteraceae. Gene Ontology annotation, biological process: protein peptidyl-prolyl isomerization. Bases 51 to 1481 code for a protein of 476 amino acids. The transcript is spliced from 13 exons. The record is from RefSeq and is a predicted model, not a curated record.
ACUUCCAACUGAAACUAACCACAACAGAUAGGCUUCACGCCAUCUAGAUAAUGCUACCCGCCAAAACCUGCAACAAUCUGGCUAUGGCAGUUCCCUUAUCUUCUCCAAUCAUCUCCCCCAAACCUUCCAUUAACAUUUCAAUCAACACAUCUGUUUCCAGACGAUACUGUGCCCUAACUCCACGAUCCUUCAUCCCGCUCAACAGAACUGCAACAAAAUCAUUCCAGUCGAAGCUUGUUAGCUGCAUUUUGUCAAAAUUAGAGCCUCCAACGGAAUGUUCAGACAACCACAAAACCGACACCAAAUCAUGUUUGCCAGUUUUACAGCAUGGAAUCACGAGAUUGGGAGCUGCAGUCUCUGCAGCAGUUUUUAUCAUUCAACUCAUAUCUCCAGUGCCGUUAUCUGGAUGGGAUGCACCAUUUCUUCCACCUGCUAACGCUGUGCUUUAUUCACCCGACACAAAGGUGCCCAGAACUGGAGAAUUAGCUUUGAGAAAAGCCAUCCCUGCAAACACAAAUAUGAAAAGUAUACAGAAUUCUCUUGAGGAACUGUCAUACUUGCUAAGGAUUCCUCAGAGAAAGCCUUAUGGAACAAUGGAGGGCAAUGUAAAGAAAGCUUUAAAGAUUGCAGUCGAUGAAAAGGAUUCUAUUCUGGCAAGCCUACCAGCUGAUCAAAAGGAAAAAGGGUUGGCACUUUAUACUUCUCUUACUGAUGAGAAGGGGGAAUUGCAGGCUCUGCUUCGAUAUAUAAAGGACAAGGAUCCAGAUAGAGUAUCAGUAGCUCUUGCAUCUUCACUGGAUUCUAUAGCCCAGUUAGAGCUCCUACAGGCUCCUGGGCUAUCUUUCUUGUUGCCCGCACAAUAUUCCAACUAUCCUAGGCUCACGGGGAGAGCGGUUGUGGAAUUUGUGGUUGAGAAAGGAGAUGGUUCGAUGUUUACUCCACAAUCUGGUGGUGUACCAAGAAAAGCUGCUACAAUCCAGGUUGUCUUGGAUGGAUAUUCAGCACCACUGACAACAGGAAAUUUUGCAAAACUGGUAAAUGAUGGGGCCUAUGACGGGAUGAAGCUAAAAUGCACCGACCAAGCGAUUCUGUCAGACGGUGGGAUUGACAAGAGUGUAGGUUAUAGUGUUCCUUUAGAGAUAAUGCCAUCUGGACAGUUUGAGCCACUGUAUAAAACAACUUUAAGCAUACAGGAUGGAGAACUGCCUGUGCUUCCGCUAUCUGUUUAUGGUGCAGUUGCUAUGGCCCAUGAUGACGUCUCUGAGGAAUACUCGUCCCCAAAUCAGUUUUUCUUUUAUCUUUAUGAUAAAAGCUAUUCUGGCUUAGGAGGUUUAUCUUUUGAUGAGGGCCAGUUUUCUGUAUUUGGAUACACGACUAUUGGAAGAGAUGUUCUCCCUCAGGUUAAGACAGGGGAUGUGGUUCGUUCUGCAAAGCUGGUGGAAGGUCAAGAUAACCUUGUAUUGCCAGCUGAAAACUUAUAAGUUCAAGAUUCAAGACCCUUGCAUGCCGAGCUUAUAGAAACAAAAUCAAAUCAUAUAAAUUUGGAUGGUUGAUUCGAACAAUUGCCAAAGAGGUUUAACUCAUUGAUUAUAGAGUUGAUGUACAACAUUUCAUGUAUGAUCCUUCUUGGUGGUCACGAUGGACCAACUUCGGUUAUUGCCAAUUGUUGAUGACACUUUAUUUUAUAAAAGUUCAAUUCGCGGCUACAACCGUUUGAAGGUGA